AUGCGAACGACGAGUCGAGCGUUGAUGUAUGGAUUGUACGACGAAUUUCAGAUCUCCCUUAAAUGCCCACAUGCACCGCCCAACUCUUCAUUCUCAAUUUGUCACGCACAAGCCGCCUUUUUAUCAGGAGUAUGCGAAGCGAUGUUAUGCCCGCUGGAACGGGUUCAAGUCCUUCUUCAAACAACGAAAUUCCAUGAUAAAUUCAAGAAUACAUUGCACGCGUUCAGUCGAUUAAAAGAGUACGGAUAUCGAGAAUAUUAUAGAGGAUUUUCGGUGAUUUUGGUUAGAAACAGUUUGUCCAACACACUUUUCUUCACGCUGAGAGAUCCAUUGAAACAUAGGAUAGUAUCCCUUCCACAAGCCAGCCGUCUUCCAUGUUCUCUUCAACACUGGAUAGGCGAUUUUAUAGCUGGAUCGCUGUUAGGUGCAACGAUAUCAACGGCGUUCUUCCCGUUGGGAGUCGUCAAAAAUCAUAUGCAAGCAAAGAUAGUAUCCCUUCCACAAGCCAGCCGUCUUCCAUGUUCUCUUCAACACUGGAUAGGCGAUUUUAUAGCUGGAUCGCUGUUAGGUGCAACGAUAUCAACGGCGUUCUUCCCGUUGGGAGUCGUCAAAAAUCAUAUGCAAGCAAAGGUCGGCGUAAACUACGACAGCGGUCUCCGCGUGUUCCGAGACGUUUGGCAACUCCGAAAUCGUUCGCUUCGAAAUCUCUACCUGGGUGUCCAUCUGAACUUUACACGAUCCCUCGUCGCAUGGGGAAUCAUCAAUUCAAUGUACGGAAUUCUUCGAAGAGCGUUGGCUCCGUUUGAAUAA
Molecule: messenger RNA, 810 nt
Organism: Caenorhabditis briggsae
Lineage: Eukaryota; Metazoa; Nematoda; Chromadorea; Rhabditida; Rhabditidae
Exons: 5
Coding region: 1-810 (269 amino acids)
Source: RefSeq, a predicted model, not a curated record